AUGAAUUAUAGGUCUUCUGAUCUUCACUCAAAUGACGUCACAAUAGUUGGUCUCCGGUACAACGACACCAUGACCGUUUCAGCCGGCACGAACAAAGAACUGUAUAACAUCGCACUUGUAUCGGACUUCUUCUGUCCAAAUGCAGGUGGCGUCGAAACCCAUAUGUACUUCUUGGCACAAUGUCUACGACAAUUGGGGCAUAAGGUGGUUGUAAUCACUCAUGCCUAUGGCGAGAGACGAGGGAUUUGCUACUUGUCAAAUGGAUUAAAGGUGUAUUACCUUCCGUUUCUAGUUGUUUAUAAUGGAUGCAGUCUAGCCACAAUAAUAGGUAGCCUCCCAUGGCUGAGAAAGAUUUUUCUGCGAGAGAGAAUUCAGCUGAUUCAUGGCCAUGCCACUUUCUCCUCCAUGGCUCAUGAAGCAAUGUUCAACGGCUGGUUAAUGGGAAUUCGUACAGUAUUUACCGAUCAUUCGUUGUUUGGUUUCGCCGAUGCAUCAGCAAUACUUACAAAUACUUUGGUACUACAGUAUUCGCUUUCUAAUGUCGAUCGUGUGAUUUGUGUAUCUUACACCAGCAAGGAGAACACUGUUUUGCGAGGAAAACUUGAUCCACGGAAAGUCUUCACGAUACCAAAUGCCAUCGAAACUAGGCUUUUUUAUCCGGAUCCUGAACAGUUCUAUGGAAAUCCGACGACAAUCAUAUUUUUGGGACGACUAGUCUACAGAAAAGGGGCGGAUCUACUUUGCGCGAUUAUUCCAAAGGUCUGCGACCGCCAUCCCCAGGUACGUUUUAUCGUAGGCGGAGAUGGGCCUAAACGGUUGGAGCUGGAGGAGAUGCGUGAAAAAUACCAUUUACAUAGUCGAGUCACUCUUCUGGGAAUUUUGCCUCACAAUGUGGUGCGUGAGGUCCUCGUGCAAGGACAGAUUUUCAUCAACACGUCAUUAACGGAAGCGUUCUGCAUGAGCAUCGUCGAGGCCGCCAGUUGUGGACUGCACGUUGUAUCGACCCGUGUAGGUGGGGUGCCAGAGGUGUUACCAGCCGAUUUUAUAUCGCUCGAAGAACCAGUACCGGAAUUGCUUGUUGAAGCUUUGUCUGAAGCGAUACGAAAGAGAGAAAAUGGUGAGCUGAUGGAUCCCGUCCAGAAGCAUAGAGCAGUAUCAAACAUGUACAACUGGCCAGACAUCGCGAAACGCACCGAAGUGGUUUAUCGAGAUGCUAUGCGAGAACCUACACCACAGUGGCGAAGUGGACUAAAAAAGUAUGCAGAUCAAGGAAUUGGCUUCGGCAUACUCUACAUAACAGUAGCGCUGAUCAACAUGUUUUUCCUCACUGUACUGGAAUUCUUCGACCCAGCUAGCGCGAAUCCGCUGGCAAACGACAUACCUGAGUCCAAACAAACGUCCAACUGUACGGCUGAAGUGCCGGCUGACGUGACGUCCACUACAUUUCAAGAGUGCUCAAGGAACCAUCGUCGGAACUUUGGGAUGCGUCUUCGGAGCGUUGCGAAAGCGCCUUCGAAGUGA
Messenger RNA from Necator americanus (New World hookworm), 1521 nucleotides. RefSeq lists its product as uncharacterized. The coding region runs from base 1 to 1521 and encodes 506 amino acids. Gene Ontology annotation, biological process: GPI anchor biosynthetic process. The transcript is spliced from 13 exons. Gene Ontology annotation, molecular function: phosphatidylinositol N-acetylglucosaminyltransferase activity. The record is from RefSeq and is a predicted model, not a curated record. Lineage: Eukaryota; Metazoa; Nematoda; Chromadorea; Rhabditida; Ancylostomatidae. Gene Ontology annotation, cellular component: glycosylphosphatidylinositol-N-acetylglucosaminyltransferase (GPI-GnT) complex.